AGUCCACCGGAAGCCCUUAAAGGGAUUGCCGGAAGCUGCUGUUGUUGACGAUCGGACAUUUUUCGAGGAUCGUGAGCUUGGUCUUUUAUUUUAAAUAAAUUUAAUACAGCUGUGUAUUUGUAGCAAAGUCGGCACAAAUCCUAAUACAAAUCCUUCAGUGUUGCCGAGCCCAAAGCUGGGCUAGCAUACGUUAGCCUAGCAUCAACUAUCUACAGCUAGUUAGCCUUAGCUUGUGUCAGUCGGCUAACUCACAGCAACUCAAACCCAGCGGAAUUUUCUAUAAAACCAAACACUAAGAUUUUGAGCCAUGGCUGUUGUCAACGAGGGCGCCCUGAAGAAGAUGCUUAAGCAAUAUAAAUACAGAGAUUUGACUGUUCGUGAGAUUACUAAUGUCAUCUCUAAUUACAAAGAUCUAAAGCCAGUCAUGGAUGCGUAUGUGUUUAACGAUGGUUCUUCAAGGGAUUUGAUGAGUUUGACAGGAACAGUUCCAGUAAGUUACAGAGGUAAUGUCUACAACAUCCCAGUGUGUUUGUGGUUGCUGGACACAUAUCCCUACAACCCACCCAUUUGCUUUGUCAAACCUACAAGUGCAAUGAUGAUCAAAACUGGAAAGCAUAUUGAUGCCAAUGGCAAGAUCUAUCUGCCUUAUCUUCAUGAAUGGAAGCAUCCUCAGUCAGACCUCUAUGGGCUGAUCCAGGUGAUGAUUGUGGUGUUUGGAGAGGAACCCCCAGUGUUUUCACGCCCCACCACACAGGCUCCAUACCAGGCCUUUCAAGCGGCUGGACCUCCCAACCCUUCUUACAUGCCUGGAAUGCCUGCUGUGUCUCCUUACGGCCCAAAUCCCAACCCAGGAGGAUAUCCAGGCUACCAGUAUCCAGGAGGAAACUCAUACCCCGCCUCUACUGGCCAAGGACAUUACCCGACUCAGACCCCAGUCUCAAAUGUUGGGCCAAACAGAGAUGGCACCAUUGGGGAGGACACAAUUCGUGCAUCUCUCAUCUCUGCUGUGAGUGAUAAACUUCGCUGGAGGAUGAAAGAGGAAAUGGACAGAGCUCAGGCAGAACUAGAUGCUUUGAAGAGAACAGAGGAGGAUCUGAAGAAGGGCCAUCAAAAACUUGAAGAAAUGGUAUCAAGACUUGACCAGGAAGUGGCUGAAGUGGACAGAAACAUAGAGCUGCUGAAGAGGAAGGAUGAGGAGCUGACCGAGGCCUUAGAGAAGAUGGAGAACCAGUCAGAAAACAAUGACAUUGAUGACGUCAUUGUGCCCACUGCACCACUGUACAAACAGAUCCUUAACCUCUACGCUGAAGAAAACGCCAUUGAAGACACAAUUUUCUACCUGGGCGAGGCUCUGCGCAGGGGCGUCAUAGACUUGGAGGUUUUCCUUAAGCACGUUCGACUUCUUUCCAGAAAGCAGUUCCAGCUCCGUGCCCUUAUGCAGAAAGCGAGAAAGACAGCUGGCCUCAGUGAUCUCUACUGACCCCACUUUUUCUCUUGUCCUUCUCUAUAUUUGGGAAUUUUCUAUACGUCAGUCAUCAUAAUUUAAUUUGUCUCUUUUGUAAAUCCUAGCUGUCAAAGUAGGUGUUUCAUAGUACAGUCUGUUGUUUUUGGACAUUUGAUUUUUGAGUUUGACCCCAAAGCAAAAAAAAAAAAUAUCCGGAUGAUUCAUUGUUGGCUGUGGAAUUAAGUAUCCAUAUAUAUGAUUUGUAUUAAGAUUUUGCUUGUUAAAUCAAAUGAUUCAAAGAUGGCUGCAGCAAAGCCUCAUAAGCAAAUACAGAAGUCAGAAAGUUUGGUGGACAUGGACAGUAUCCAAGGGUGUUUUUACAUAAGCCUAUUAACACCCAUGCAGUGACCAACAACGUCCCACUUUUUACUGGCACCCACCAAUAUUUUGCAAGCUUGCAGAAUAUGCCAAAUUUUAGUGUACAUCUCCAGAAUGAACAUGUAUUUUCUAUACUGCUACUUUUUAUGUUCCAUCUCUUUUCCAUGUUGUUUGUCUGAACUUCUUCAUGAGACUGGGGUUUGUGCAGGUACAAGUUUUAACUAUUGUAUUAAUCCAGACAUUAAUUUAUGUUUUCAGAAGGACUUUCUUAAUUUAGCCUUUUACUAAAUGCACUUUGAACUGUAUUAUAGAUUAUCUGUUUAUUACUUUCUGACACCCAUACAAAACAUUUAUAUUUCUCUAGAUUUAUGUUAAAUAAAACUUCUGCCCUAAA
This is a messenger RNA of Boleophthalmus pectinirostris (great blue-spotted mudskipper), 2216 nucleotides long. RefSeq names its product tumor susceptibility 101a (gene tsg101a). Gene Ontology annotation, molecular function: ubiquitin binding. Lineage: Eukaryota; Metazoa; Chordata; Actinopteri; Gobiiformes; Gobiidae. Bases 308 to 1480 code for a protein of 390 amino acids. Gene Ontology annotation, biological process: protein transport; protein modification process; endosome to lysosome transport. The record is from RefSeq and is a predicted model, not a curated record. The transcript has 10 exons. Gene Ontology annotation, cellular component: ESCRT I complex.